GCACUAUGAACUCAAAUUCAUCAAAAUUAGACCAAAACCAUCGAUCAAUCUAAGGUGAACGACCCUCGAAGCCUCCACAUAACCAAAACAAACAGUCCUAAGAUAACAAAAACAACAACACGAGAAAGGAAGACAAAAAAAGAAAAGAAAAGAAAAUAAGAAGUUCUGAUAAACAAACCAUGAGCUCCACAGAGACAAACGAGCCGCUAUUGAGACGGCUCCACUCUGAUUCUCAGAUUUAUGAACGGUCUUCGCCGGAGAUAGAGGAGUUUCUCCGUCUUCGUGGAUCCACGGUGACGCCACGCUGGUGGCUAAGGCUAGCCGUGUGGGAGUCAAAGCUUCUAUGGACGCUAUCUGGAGCCUCUAUAGUCGUCUCUGUGCUGAAUUACAUGCUCAGUUUUGUCACCGUCAUGUUCACCGGCCAUCUCGGUUCUCUUGAGCUCGCCGGUGCUUCCAUCGCCACCGUCGGCAUCCAAGGCCUUGCUUACGGUAUCAUGUUGGGAAUGGCGAGCGCGGUCCAGACAGUGUGUGGCCAAGCGUACGGAGCGAGACAGUACUCGUCAAUGGGAAUAACCUGCCAACGAGCCAUGGUCUUGCACCUUGCAGCUGCAUUUCUUCUCACGUUCCUCUACUGGUACUCGGGUCCAAUCCUAAAAGCAAUGGGACAAUCCGUAGCCAUCGCGCACGAGGGUCAGGUCUUUGCGCGCGGGAUGAUUCCCCAGAUUUACGCUUUUGCACUCGCUUGUCCGAUGCAGAGGUUUCUCCAGGCUCAGAACAUAGUGAACCCUUUGGCUUACAUGUCCUUAGGAGUUUUCUUGCUCCACACGUUACUCACGUGGCUCGUGACCAACGUCCUUGAUUUCGGCUUGCUUGGAGCGGCUCUGGUUCUGAGUUUCUCAUGGUGGCUGCUCGUGGCUGUUAACGGUCUCUAUAUCGUGAUAAGCCCGAGUUGUAAGGAUACUUGGACUGGGUUUUCAACUAGGGCUUUUAGAGGGAUAUGGCCUUACUUCAAGCUCACGGUAGCUUCGGCAGUCAUGCUAUGUUUGGAGAUAUGGUACAACCAAGGGCUAGUGAUUAUCUCCGGUUUACUCACCAAUCCAACAAUUGCUCUAGACGCGAUUUCGAUAUGCAUGUAUUACUUGAAUUGGGAUAUGCAGUUCAUGCUUGGUCUAAGUGCAGCAAUCAGUGUCCGAGUGAGCAACGAGCUAGGAGCGGGAAAUCCACGAGUGGCUAAGUUAUCAGUGGUGGUGGUCAACGUCACGACUGUUCUCAUCAGCUUAGUUCUCUGUGUCAUUUUGCUUGUGUUCCGCGUCGGCCUUAGCAAAGCCUUUACCAGCGACGCAGAGGUUAUAGCAGCCGUCUCUGACCUCUUUCCACUCCUCACCGUUUCCAUUUUCUUAAACGGAAUCCAACCAAUUCUCUCUGGGGUUGCUAUUGGAAGUGGGUGGCAAGCUGUGGUGGCUUAUGUGAAUCUUGUUACUUACUAUAUCAUUGGUCUUCCUAUUGGUUGUGUUCUUGGCUUCAAAACCAGUCUGGGAGUUGCUGGGAUCUGGUGGGGGAUGAUUGCAGGAGUCAUACUUCAAACCCUAACUUUGAUUGUUCUUACACUUAGAACUAACUGGACUUCCGAGGUGGAAAAUGCAGCUCAUAGGGUUAAGACUUCGGCAACAGAGAAUCAAGAGACGGCUAACGAAGGAGUUUGAGAUCAAUAGAGACUCUGUUUUUUUUUUCUCCUCCUUUGGUGGCAAGAGAUACAAUAUGAAAUAAGUACCCUUUUGAUUCUUAAGUUAUUUGAGGAUUCAGAAACAUAUAUCAUUUCUUUAACUACAGACAAAACUAACGGACGAACUACUUAGUCCUCUUCUGCAAAAUC
Camelina sativa (false flax) is the source of this 1873-nucleotide messenger RNA. Its product is annotated as protein DETOXIFICATION 41. Gene Ontology annotation, cellular component: membrane. NCBI's taxonomy places the organism in Eukaryota, Viridiplantae, Streptophyta, Magnoliopsida, Brassicales, Brassicaceae. Gene Ontology annotation, biological process: xenobiotic detoxification by transmembrane export across the plasma membrane. Gene Ontology annotation, molecular function: xenobiotic transmembrane transporter activity; antiporter activity. The record is from RefSeq and is a predicted model, not a curated record.